Molecule: messenger RNA, 4139 nt
Organism: Acanthoscelides obtectus
Lineage: Eukaryota; Metazoa; Arthropoda; Insecta; Coleoptera; Chrysomelidae
Source: the annotation of a GenBank genome assembly
AUGUCCUCCAAAGUAUCAACAUACUUUUCAAUUUUAUCAUCUUCCUUUCUAUUUUUGCACAUCAACUCACAUUUUGCCAGAAGUCUUCUCAAAUUCACUUCUUGCCUAGAGAGCCCCAUUUGGUAAAUUUUUUAACAGCUACCGGAUUCCUACAAAAACUGGUAUAUUCGCCUGAACAAGUGAACACUCCUGGAAAAAAAUUGUUUUGAGGACAAAAUGUCAUCUAUCAAAGUCGAUUUGAGGGUUAUGAAGAGAGAUGAGAAAGUUAUAAUUGCAUUAGAUCUUUUAGAUUAACGAACACUUUUUUGGGAAAUGCUCAACAGUGUUAUGUAUUAUCAAGUAUCAAGGUAAUAAAAAAAAUAGGGCUAGGAAUAUUUCGAAAUUGAGGCAAAUAGAUACGAUACAUGAAUCCCUAAAUUGAAGCUGCAACUAGUAUUUAACUAUUAGCACAGGUUUAAUAAUGUUUUAAUUUCAAACUAUUGCUGACGUAUCUUUUUCUAUUUCUUGACGUUUAACUGACAGUUCGACAGUUUUUUUUAGGCCGUUUUACGCGACACUUUCAAAACGGGUCAAGCAGUUAGUUGAUAUUAUGAUGUAACAUGGAAGACAUCGAACGAAAGUUGCUUUCGAACUGUCCAAGGACGAUAGCCCUGGUAUUUUCAAAAAUUAUACAGGCGAUUGAGAAUAAAGAUAACAAUGAAAUUAAAAACAGUCUAGAAUUGAAGUAUUUGAGAGAAAAAUGUUACUCUCCAGAUUUGCUUGUGAGCAGGGUCGCUGGAGAAGGUAUAAUACAUUUAGUGAAAAGUGGAAAAAUAUCGAUAGAAGCGACAUUGACUGAUUUUGUUACUUCCAUAGCACUUACGAGGAAUCAUGCAAGCAUUGCACCUAUCAUUAACGAUUUAUUAUUCUUGGAGCUGACAAGUAAAGCAGUACCUUACAAUUUACUUUUACCACAACACCCAUUCAUAACACUCUUGGUGGAGAAUGAUCAAUUAUGGAAAAUUGUCCUGAACACCAUCAAAUGUGGCUAUGAAAAAAAUCAUGACUCUGCUCCAAACUUAUUACAGGAAGUUAGAUAUGCUACACAGGCCUGUGUUUUUAUACUGUAUAUGUAAUCCACAUUUAAAUGCUAGUUUAACUUUGUGUAAUCAGAAGUUAUGGAAAUUUCUACAAACCGAAGGUACCAACGAAGAUUUUCUCUAUAAUAUAAUUUCGUGGAUGCAGAUGAAAACUGUACAGUCAUUAGAGUCUACCAAUGACUUGAUAAGUGAAAGCUUAAUAAGCAAAACGAAACUAAACUCAGAAAUACUCAUUCUUUGGCAACUGUCUAUGCUGCACUACAUGGCACUGUAUAGAUAUGACCUACGUCAAACCAUCUCAAGCAUAAAAAUGGCUUUGUUGAAAACAGAAGACAUAAAAACUCAAAAUUGCCAGCUGCUCAUGUUAGCAAGAACUGUGGACAUAUGCUCCUCAGUAUAUCUCUAUGACAUAUUAGAUCUAUGUAAAUUCUUGGUUGUAGAAAAACACGUUAGUGACGAGUACGCUCUACAAACUUUAAAUGCUUCUUUGAUCCAGUGGAUGACAAAUCCUUGUCUACUGAUACAAGAUGCUUUAAAAGUAGCAGAAGCCAUUUUCAGUUUCCAUCAUACCGAAGAGAAACUUUUUGAUAACACGCGAUUGCUCAGUUUUAUUGAGGAUAAUCACAUGAUUCUUCGCUCAAAUAGUGACGUCUAUAUAUUAUUACAUCUUUGUGAUAUCUCACAUCGACUAAGGAAUGAAAAGACACUAUUGGAUUUUUUGGAAAACCUGGAACACACUCCAUGCAGUUUGCAAAAACACAUUUUCAAUUUCCUAUGUGGAUUGUUUUUGGUUGAGACUUUCAGCUCGAAGAUUCAACAAAAAAUAUUCACGACAAUUCAAAAAUACGUUCAGAAAAACAUAGCAUUAACAACAAAACUUUUGACGUUGGUACUUUAUAAAUUAUCUCAAGCAAAAGAUCCUACAAUACAUUAUGAACUUUUAAAAGCAUUGCCAAAGCUAGUAGUAUUAAGAGAAAAUAUACCAAAAGUAAUAGCAACCUUAAAAGCUUUGAGUAAAGGAUCUGCAGAUCUCUUUAAUUUUUGUUUGUCACUAAUGUAUCAAGCUUGGAAGAUUGAUAACAAAUGCUAUCCUCAACUAGAAAGUAUGCUGACUCAAGGAUGCUUUCCAGAAAAACGGGGGGAAUUUUAUAUAACCAAAACGUACGUUUUGAAAGGAUUGUGUGAAAAGAAACCAGAACUAUAUGGGAAGGAUAUGGUAGCACAUAUCUCAAAAAUCUUGAAUGAAUGCAGUGAUGAAUCUGGGUCAUUACCAUGUGCCUUGGCUUUGGAAGGUAUCAAAAUUCUGUGUAGAGCCGAAGUUAUAGACAUCAUUACUACAUGGGCAACUCUGGCUCCGAAGUUUAGAAAUGAUAAAAGGAUAUUAGUCGUCAAAGCCGUCUGUUCAUUAAUAGAAGAAAUAGUUCAUCUGUCAUACACAGCACAAUAUACAGAGCUCUAUAAAGAUGUGGUCAAACAAUUGUGGGAUUAUAUAGAACUAGGGAAUCCAGGUAUAUCUGGAGUGGCACUGAAAAGUCUAGGUGCAUUUAGUUUGGAGCAUAUUUCAGCUUAUAUGCCAGAGAAAUAUCUGGACGAAGAUGAACAGAGAGGAUCUAGAACUGUUCAAUUUCUUGUACCAGGAAGGUCUUGGAUACAAUUUCUGUCAGAAAGAUUUUGUUCAGAAGAAUCUAUCAAAUUUGUCAUACAGCUGAUAUCUGCAGAAAUUGAUUCUUACCUGAAGUACGUUUACCAAGUGAAAGGUCCGAAAGAGCCAAUAAAUUAUGGUUACUUGCCUACCCAUAGCAUUGUCAGAGGUAUUGGAGAGUUUGUAAAGGUUUGGUCAAACAAAUGGAAGAAUACAACUCAAGAAAAGCUGUACAUAGAAUGUUUAAGAAUACUCGCUCAAGAAUACAGUAAACCACUACCUCCACUAGACUGGUGCUUCCUCCAAGAACGGAUGCACGACGAAAGCGUCAAAUAUCAUUGCGUGGAUAUUGCGUCACAUCAGGUGGUUCUUUCCGGUACCUCUAGAAGACUCAUGGAGAAUUAUAUUCAAGCGGUGAAAGAGAAUCCAAAGGAAGAUGACAUAUUAAGCAUUUUCAGAAACCUAAAACACUUGGCUAACAGCAUCCAACCAAUAAUAAUGAAACCAUUUUUCGAGAUUGCAUUCCGAUAUGCGAUUGAAGCAUUUGAAAAUGACAACAAAGAUAUCCUUGAACGUAUGUUAAAAUACGCACUAGAUAUCAUGCAACGGAAGGAUAUACAAGAUAGCAACAAAGUAACCAUAGCUCAAGUUCUGUGUGACAAAAUUCCAAGCAUGGGCUCAAAUUCUGAGUUGUUCAAAACCCUUCUACCUUUAAUAAUUGUGUUACCCAAGAAAUGUUUGGAGCAAAUUGUGUCAUUGGAGUCUGAUAUAUCAGAAGAGCAUCUACAAAAGAUAGUUAUUAUUAGGUGUGCCCUUGCUAUGGAUUCUACCGAACCACAAUUAAAUUGGUUAAAUGAUAUCAUAGAGGUUACAAGCGCGAGCGAUUUUGAAGAGCGUGGAAAGAACUUAUUCUUCAUUAUGAAUCAGUUCAAAAAAGUGUUCAGAAAGCAUAUCAACAACGCGGCAGACUGUGGCCUAUGGUUGUUAGAUCUAAUUGGAAGAAUCCAGGCUAAAGUGGCCGACAGAUGUGACGACGUUGAGAUGCACUGCUAUUUCAACAUUCUUAUACUCACCAUUGUUGAAUUGUCUGGUUUUCAUGUAUUCGUCCGUAGUGAUAAUACUGAGAAAAAUUUAUUUCCACAAGCCUUUGCUUCUCUGUUAGAUGAUGACGAGUGGAGCGUCUGCACAAGUCAGACAUUAGAAUGGCUGUAUCACAUGAACACAGAAGAGUACAUACCAAAAACUUACAGGGAGAUGUUUGGUGCUACAUUACAGGCUCUUAGACAUGAUGACGAGUUUAUGAAACACCAAAAGUGGAUGAAAUACAUGAGUUGUAAUUAUCAAUAUAGUCAGAUUUGAUAAAAUAUCACAAUUGUUCUUUCAUAGAAGUGUUUUUAAUAUAUAUAUAUAUAUAUAUA